UCCAGCGUCCCAUCCCGGCGCCGCGAUGGGGGAGGCGGCGGGAGGCAGCGCGGUCCCCCCGCUCCCGCCGUCGGAGGCGGUCGGGGGGCAAGUGAACGCCUUGACCGUCCUGGCCUUGCUGGAGAAACUGGUGUCGAUGUUGGAAGCGGUGGAAGGGCAGCAGCGGCAGAUGGAACAGAGGCAGCGGGGUUUGGAAGGGGCGGUGCGGGGUAUUCAGGGAGACCUGGGGAAAUUGUGCCGCAGCCACGGGGCGACGGGGGAAGCGGUGGAGAAGCUGCUGGAGAAGUCGCGGAAGGUGUGCGCCCACACCCGGGCCGUGCGGGAGCGGCUGGAGAGGCAAUGCGACCAGGUGCGACGCCUGGAGCAGCAUCACGCACAGCUGCUCCGGCGGGACCGCUUCAAGGUGCUCAUCUUCCAGGAGGAAAAUGAGAUCCCUGCCAGUGUUUUUGCAAAAGAGCCUAUUCCCAGCAUUACAGAAGGAAAAGAGGAGCCUGUGGAUGAGAACAAGACACUGGAAGAAACCUUGCACACAGUGGAAUUGGGUUCAGAUGAUGAAAUGUUUCAUGAGGAAGAUGACAUGGAUGACAGUGCAGAGGAGAAAACAGAAGAAUCAAGAGCUGAGAAAAUUAAAAGAUCCAGCCUGAAGAAGGUAGACAGCCUCAAGAAAGCAUUUUCCCGCCAAAACAUCGAGAAGAAGAUGAACAAGAUCAGCACAAAGAUUGUCUCGCCUGAACGGAGAGAAAAGAUCAAGAAAUCACUUACUGUACAUCAUCAGAAAUCCUCCUCUUCCAAGAGUUCGGCUUUCAAAGUAUCUCCCCUCACAUUCAACGUGAAGAAAGUCCGUGAAGGAGAUAGCCCUGCUGAAGCUGAGGACAGACCAACGGAAACUACAAGCAACGACCAAGCUGAGAAUGAGGAUGAAAUGUCAUUUGCUGACAUGCACUCAGAUAUGACACCUACCACCUCACUGACCGAGGAGGGCAAAGCAGUAGCCGAUUCUCUAGAGAAGGAAGCCAGAAUGGAAGGGAACGCCAUGAUGAACAACAACAUCGAGCUGUCCAUUGUUGAAGAUGAUGAAGAGUAUAGGAUGCCUCUAGAAGUUUCUAGCCAGAAACUGUAUGAUGAAAGAAACAACCCAGUCGGCGGGGAAAUGGAACAAUCUGAUGAAGAAACAGCCCAAGCAGCUGUCCUGCAGAUAGACCAAACAGCGUAAUUGACCCGAGCCUUCCUUCGCCUUCCAGAUACGCACGGUUUUACUUAGGCGAGUAACUGGUUUCUGCUACACAGGUGGUAGUAACAAUUCAGUUUCUUCCAUCCUUUUCUCUGCAGUGGUAAUUUAUUGCAUCGUGUUGGAAUGGAGAGUGAACAAGGUCCAUGACACAGGCUGCAACGUGCUCUGUUUUAGGCCGAGUCACUGGUGUUUAUUAGUUUAGAGAUGCUGUCAGCUGGUGUAAGAGACUAGCAGAAAAGAGUAUGUCUAGUAGAAGCAAGCUGGUCAGCUGCCUUUCUUCUGGUUAGGUCAGAGGAAUGCGUGGAGAGUAGUCAAAAACCAGACAUUUUUGUUCUGUUUUCCUAUCUCUCAGUAUUUCACAGCACUGUGAGUAGUUUUGUAUGUAAAUGUAGAAAUACCAAUGAGAACAUUUGAUUUCGGUUUCCUUGCUAUGCUCUGUGAAGACUAACAGCCUCAGUAACUGUGCGGAUACGUAUAGUUUUUUUGGGGCUUUGCUCCACGACACUGUAAGACUAAAAGAGCAGAGUACUUAGAGGGCGAAGCUGAAAAGUUUCUUCCAUCCAUUUCAGUGGGGGAAAGAUUUUUGCCAGUAAUCUCUCGCUAUUCACUUAGAAGAAAUGACUGUGUUUAGGGGGAAAUGAAAAGAUGUUUUUCAAUCUACCAGAGUUAUGGAAGCACGCUAGUGACAAGCAUGAAUGUGUGAUCAGUUACUGCACCUUUAAGGGAUCAGAAAUUGAAAAAAAAAAAAAAUAGAA
Chroicocephalus ridibundus (black-headed gull) is the source of this 1986-nucleotide messenger RNA. RefSeq names its product caveolae associated protein 2 (gene CAVIN2). Gene Ontology annotation, cellular component: caveola; cytoplasm. The record is from RefSeq and is a predicted model, not a curated record. The transcript is spliced from 2 exons. NCBI's taxonomy places the organism in Eukaryota, Metazoa, Chordata, Aves, Charadriiformes, Laridae. Gene Ontology annotation, molecular function: protein kinase C binding. The coding region runs from base 26 to 1213 and encodes 395 amino acids.